This is a messenger RNA of Podospora bellae-mahoneyi, 3288 nucleotides long. RefSeq lists its product as uncharacterized. Lineage: Eukaryota; Fungi; Ascomycota; Sordariomycetes; Sordariales; Podosporaceae. The coding region runs from base 1 to 3288 and encodes 1095 amino acids. Gene Ontology annotation, biological process: mitotic spindle orientation checkpoint signaling; establishment of spindle localization; nuclear migration along microtubule. The record is from RefSeq and is a predicted model, not a curated record. The transcript is spliced from 2 exons. Gene Ontology annotation, cellular component: cell cortex; mating projection tip; spindle pole body.
AUGACGGCUCUUGCUACUACUGCUGCCCCAGGCAGUAGCCAUCACGAACUCACCGCUCCGAUUAUCACGGCGACGGACGUGUCCGAGUCACCCGAUCUUUUGCCCCUUCGCGCGUACGAGACGACGGAUCAACACCACGUCGGUAACGGUACCAGCACCACCACCAGCGAUCGCCACAACGGCGACCCGCCAAACACUACCACUAACACUAACAACACUAACCCGCAACAACAACAAAAACAAGCCCAAUCUCAGCAACAGCUAUCGGCAGACGACCCUGCAACCUCUUCCCGGGCUACCACUCCCGGCCCUUCAGCAUCAGUCCAUCGCGCAAGAAAGCCGUCUCCAGGCCUAGCAGCGCGAUUAAAAGCCCUCGGCUUUGGCUCCUCCCGCAAAACCGCCUCGCUCCCUCCUCCCAUCCAGCAAGAUAUCGGCCGUCUUCCAGAGGAGCAACUUAGGAAACUAGACCAGGGACACCAGGUCAACUCUGCAGCUGCCGUCAUUGAACGGAGGGGUAGACCCUGGAAGGGUCACAUCAUCCGAAUUCCCUCGAGAUCGAGCCUCAAGUCGGACAAGUCGUCGCACAGCAACAACAACAACAACAACAAACCGGCCCUCGAGUGGCCCGCUUUUCCGUCCCCGAGUAUCGAACAAGAAUUCUCAUCAUACCCAGAACCAGAGCUGCUCCCAGAAAUUACUACGACAGAACCGCUGGAAAUGGACACGAAUAAAUAUCGUCUGCCCGACCACACCAAUGGCAAUGGGGUGAAGGCGCAGUUGGACACAAGGGAGGAGCAUAUCGCGAGAGAUACCCGACCGCCGCCACCACCGCAGACGCCAGAAAUUCCACCUCCGCCGCCGGCAAAGGAUACGCCUCCAACGACAACAACGUCGCGCACGUUUAGUCCAGCCACCCCGCCUUCUGGAGACGUUUUCAACCCGGAUUCGAUUGCAUUGAACCCGCUGGGUCUGCAACGGCCCGGGUCGAUUUACACGUUAUCUCGAGCCUCGUUUGCCAACCAGUUGGCGCAACUAACGUCGUUGCAACUCCCAGAUGCCGAAUCUCUGUCUAGCAAAGUCUCGGCCAUUCCAACAGCCCAAGUAGCCACCAGGGCACUCAUCGGCGCGGCGGAACAAAUCCGAGGGUGGAUCUCCAAAGCGUCCGAGGUAAUUGGCGGUCUGGAAAGCGAAGAUGACGUCGAGUGGGCCGCCGCCGGGGGUCGCGAGGGGGUGGAAGAGGUGGAAAACGCCAUCAUUCGGUUCGAGGAGUUGAUUAAGGUCUAUGUCGGCGCGAUUGAAGAACUGCAGGCUAGGGAGGACAUUACGGCCGUGUCGGCGGAUGAUCUCAGGAGGGCGGUGGCGCAGAUGGAGGCUAUCCUGGAGGAGUGGGGGCUGAUGCGCAAGACGCUGCACAAUGUCAAGGCGCAGGUGGAGAUUGCGAUGGAGUGGGAGGAGCUGUGGAACAUGGUGUUGGGGGAUAUCGAGAAUGAGCUGAACGAGUUGAGCAGGUUGGUUUUUGAGAUGGAGGAGAGGAGGCACAAGAGCGUGUUUGGGGCAGAGGAGGGAGGGGAGCUGGAUACUAUUGCUGAGGAUACGACGCCGGGGGGGUUGAGGCUGCCGGUGGGACAGCAGCAGCAGCAGAGCAAUCGGUUUAGUCUGCCUCCGUUCCCUCUGAGUCCUGGGUCGCCGAGUCCUGGGGCGAUGGGGAUUUCGCAGGACGAUUCGAGCUUGUUGGCGCUUUUUGCGAGGAUGCAGCCGCUUAGGGCUUCGCUUGACUUCUUGCCCAUGAGGCUUUCGGUUUUUGAGGCGAGGGCCGAGGAUACGUUUCCUACUGCUUGCGAGGAGUUGGAGAUGAGGAGGGCGGAUUUGGAUGCCAGCUAUAAGAAGCUGGAGAAAGAUGCCGAGUCGCUCCGUAAAGAGCUGGGCGAGGACAGGUGGGUUUUGGUGUUUCGCAAUGCUGGUCGGCAGGCGCAAAAGAUGUACGAGUCUGUUGAGAGAAGUACGACCUGGCUACGGGAGGCGAUUGAGUCUGGGUUGCAUUUGACGAGCCCGCCGGCGAUGAGCAAGAAGAUUGAGAACUACGAGGCCAGGAAGACACAUUACGGGGAGGCGAUCGAGAGGCUUUUGACGAUUAUCGAUAAGGGGGUCAAGGAUAGGUUUACUAUUAAUGGGGAGAUUUCACGGUUGCAUACCGAGAUGAGGGCGAAGUGGGAGGGGUUGAAGAGGCAGAUUGCCGAGCUUGAUCUUGUGCUGGAGGAGAUCCAGCAGGAGAGGAAGAGUCAACAACUACGGGACUCGGUCUCGAGUAUCCUGUCGAACGGCCGGUCUACGAUUCAAAGCGCCCACGAAACACCCGAGAGCUCGCCCCCGUCGUCAGUGAUAAUGUCCAGCCAGCCGGCCAGCUCCCAGACCAACAUCCGGAUCUCCAAAUCCCGCUCCACCAGCGGGGGGAGCUCACUGCCGCAACCAAGCAGCAGGAGGAUGUCCUCCCUCCCCACGCCCUCCCACUCCUCUAUCACCCGAAAGCCAGUCGCGGCACGGAUGUCGACUCUGUCGGUCCCCUCUAGGGAAGGGUCGGCCACCCCGACAGGAAACCGCACCUCCCGACCGCCUUCUUCGCUGUCCAACCGUCCGAAAUGGAACGCAUCAACCAACACGUCGGAUGUCGACACGGGCCACAACUUCAAACCCUUGACGUUGACAACCCCAAGUCCGUACGCUAAGAAAACUCCGACUCCGGUCCGGUCAACCUCUGCCCUCACCCCUUCUUCGUCCAGCUCGAAGCUACCCACGUUGCGAAGCCCGCUUGGGAGAGCCUCGAGUGCGUCACCUCUGCCGGAGGAUGAUUUGAUGACUACUCCCAAAUCGCACUCUGGGCUCUCGUUUCGGGAGCGGUUGGCUUCUACCCCGGGGCCGUAUGCGCAGAGGCCGAGGCUGGCGAGCUCGGCGACCAUGGCUGGGUUGAAUAGGGAUCGGAGGGCGAGCAUGAUGCCUUCUUCGAGGCCGCUGGAGCAGAGUCCUGACGCGGCCGCGAGGCCGGCGAGUUCGAUGGCUGGGAUGAUGGGGGGUAGUAAUGGGAGGAGGUCGAGUUUGUUGCCACUGCCGAGGGAGAGUGGUGGUGACUUUAGGAGGUCGACGAGUGGGUUGGUGACUGGGAGGGCGUCUCCGCAGGCGGUGGAGGGGGCUAGGGUUGCGAUGGGGUUGGGGAGUAGGAACAAGAGUGCUAUGGGGAAUAGGACCGGGGAUUCACAGGAGAGGAAGGAUACGAGGCCUAGGUGGAGAGGGUAG